AUGUUUGGAAAGCACAUUGCUCGCCUUAUUGAAGGAGUACUCGACUUCUCCACGGUUGAGGAGUGUUCUGUCUCGAUUUUCCUAAAUAUGAAUUUCACGAAAGAUUACAGAUUUCUUACACAGAUACACCUUUUAGGUAAUUUGUUGGCAAUACAAGAUGAAAACGCUCGGCGCCGGCUACGCCGCCCGACCACCUCCACCUCAGUGUCCUCUAGCAGCAGCACCGGCAGCGGGGCCUCUUCGAAGCGCAGCCGCGGAGACCAGGAGACGUCGGCCAGCGUGAACCGGUUCCGCGUGAGGAACCGACUCACCCCCGCCGCCAGCCGCAAGGGAGGCGGCUCCAGCUCCACCGCCGUUGCCUCUACCGGGGAUAAGGACGGUGGCUACAAGAUUGUGUGCUACUACACCAAUUGGUCGCAAUACCGCACGAAGCAUGGCAAGUUCCUGCCCGAGGAUAUCCAACCCGAUCUGUGCACGCACAUCAUCUACGCCUUCGGCUGGCUCAAAAAGGGCAAGCUCUCCUCCUUCGAGAGCAAUGACGAGACCAAGGAUGGCAAGACUGGACUGUACGAUCGCAUCAUGGCGCUCAAAAAGGCCAACCCACGUCUGCAAGUGCUGCUCGCUAUCGGUGGCUGGUCCUUCGGCACCCAGAAGUUCAAGACGAUGUCUGCUACCCGCUACUCCCGCCAGACGUUCAUCUACAGCGCCAUACCCUUCCUGCGCCAGCGCGGCUUCGACGGCCUCGACAUGGAUUGGGAGUACCCCAAGGGCUCAGACGACAAGAAGAACUUCGUGCUCCUGCUCAAAGAGCUGCGCGAGGCGUUCGAGGCCGAGGCGCAGGAGGUGAAGAAGCCGCGCCUGCUGCUGACGGCGGCGGUGCCCGUGGGGCCGGACAACGUGCGCGGCGGCUACGACGUGCCGGCCGUCGCCUCCUACCUGGACUUCAUCAACCUGAUGGCGUACGACUUCCACGGCAAGUGGGAGCGCGAGACGGGCCACAACGCGCCGCUCUACGCGCCCUCCUCCGACUCGGAGUGGCGCAAGCAGCUCAGCGUCGACCACGCCGCCGGCAUGUGGGUGAAGCUGGGGGCGCCCAAGGAGAAACUCGUGAUCGGCAUGCCCACCUACGGCCGCACCUUCACCCUGAGCAACCCCGCCAACUUUAAGGUCAACGCCCCCGCCAGCGGCGGCGGAAAGGCCGGCGAGUACACCAAGGAGGGCGGCUUCCUGGCUUACUACGAGGUGCCGUAUGUGGUGCACGGCGACCAGUGGAUAGGCUUCGACGACGAGCGCUCCAUCCGCAACAAGAUGAAGUGGCUGAAGGCGCAGGGCUUCGGCGGCGCCAUGGUGUGGACCGUCGACAUGGACGACUUUACCGGCAGCGUGUGCGGCUCGGGCGUCAAGUACCCGCUCAUCGGCGCCAUGAGGGAGGAGCUGCUGGGCGUGUCGCGCGGCAAGGACGCGCAGGACAUCGACUGGUCCAAGGUGGCCAACACCAUCCGCCUGGACACCGUCACCAAGCCCUCGCCCAUCAAGAUCUCCGUGAGCGAGGUGCUGGCGACGGCCAAGCGCGCCAAGCAGCCCACCUCCGCCGCCACCGCUCUGCAGACGCUCGCCGACCUCAACUCGCGCCCCGCGCAGGUGUUCUGCUACAUAACCAGCUGGUCGCAGAAGAGGCCUGGCGCCGGCCGCUUCACCCCCGACAACGUGGACCCCACGCUGUGCACGCACGUCAUCUACGCCUUCGCCACGCUCAAGGACCACAAGCUGGCACCGGCCGACGACAAGGACGAGGACGCCUACGAGCGCGUGGUGGCGCUGCGCGAGAAGAACCCUAACCUCAAGGUACUGCUGGCUAUCGGCGGAUGGGCCUUUGGGUCCACUCCCUUCAAGGAACUGACGCAGAACGUGUUCCGCAUGAAUCAGUUUGUGUACGAGGCCAUUGAUCUGCUCCGUGAUUUUAAGUUUGAUGGUCUCGAUGUGGACUGGGAAUAUCCAAGGGGCGCGGACGACCGCGUGUCCUACGUGAGCCUGCUGCGCGAGCUGCGCCUGGCGUUCGAGGGCGAGGCCAAGACGUCCGGGGAGCCACGCCUGCUGCUCUCCGCCGCCGUGCCCGCCUCCUUCGAGGCCAUCGCCGCAGGAUACGACGUUCCCGAGGUCUCCAAGUACCUGGACUUCAUCAACGUGAUGACGUACGACUUCCACGGUCAAUGGGAGCGACAAGUUGGCCACAACAGCCCUCUGUACCCUCUAGAGAGCGCCACCAGCUACCAGAAGAAACUCACAGUCGACUACAGCGCGCGCGAGUGGGUGAAGCAGGGCGCGCCCAAGGAGAAGCUGAUGAUCGGCAUGCCCACGUACGGCCGCUCCUUCACGCUGGUGUGCGAUUUCCUUCACCAAGAGAACACGACGCUUGUUUGGGACAACGAGCAGCAGGUGCCGUUCGCCUACCGCGACGACCAGUGGGUCGGCUUCGACGACGAGCGCUCGCUCAAGAUGAAGAUGGAGUGGCUGCGCGAGGCGGGCUACGGCGGCGUGAUGAUCUGGUCCGUGGACAUGGACGACUUCACCGGGUCGUGCGGCGCGGGGCGUUUCCCCCUGCUGCGCGCGCUGCGCCAGGAGCUCAAGGACUACGCGGUGAAGCUGGAGUACGCCGGCCCCUACGAGAGCACGGGCCCCCGCGGCGCCUACACCACCAAGGACCCGAACGAGGUGUCGUGCGAGGAAGAGGAUGGCCACAUCUCCUACCACCCGGACAAGGCCGACUGCACCAUGUACUACAUGUGCGAAGGCGAGCGCAAGCACCACAUGCCCUGCCCGUCCAACCUGGUGUUCAACCCCAACGAGAACGUGUGCGACUGGCCCGAGAACGUGGAGGGAUGCCAGCAGCACACACCAGCACCCCCCGCGGCGUAG
This is a messenger RNA of Gryllus bimaculatus (two-spotted cricket), 2916 nucleotides long. The record is from the annotation of a GenBank genome assembly. NCBI's taxonomy places the organism in Eukaryota, Metazoa, Arthropoda, Insecta, Orthoptera, Gryllidae.